CUCCAGCUCACUUUAGCCGAAUAACACCAUGAAACUCUAACGUGCUCCGCUGCGGGAAAAUUAGGGUUUAAGGGGUAGUGGGCGAGUGGCAGCUCCCGGAAGUUAGCAGUUUUCCUCAGAAGAAAGGGAGAGCGUGGGACGAACUUUUGUUCUCUCCAUGUAUAUAAUAGGCAGUUCUUGAGAGUUUUCAUCAACUUGUUGGUUACAAAAUCAUUGAAACAGCAAAAAUCGAUAACUGCAAGUAGCUCUCCGUUUGCUUCAUCCCGUCGAUAAAGUCCUUGUCUUUAAAGGCUUCGAUUCACGGGAAGGUUGAGGAAGGAGUGGCAGUAGGGAAGGACAGGAAGAACGGUUUGAUUGAGAAGGGAGAAGGAAGGAGGGAGGCAAUGGCAGCGGAUCUCGAUGAAUUUACCAUCGUCAAGGAAGGAGAGGCUGAGAUUCUUAUGCAUGCUAAAAAUGAAGUCUUCUAUAACAAGACCCAGGUUAACAAUAGGGACAUAUCGAUUGCUGUGCUGAGGACAUUUAUAUCCAAACGCAAGGAAGAGCAUGAAGCCAAGCUGUCCAAAAGAACCAAGUCAGCACCUAAGGUUUCUGAAAAUGGUGCGGCUGAGUCCUCUGUAGAUGAAGAGAAAUGCAAUGGAAACUCUGAAGUCCCUAAAGAGAGCUCUGAAGUCUCUGAAAAGACUUCUGAAGCUGAACCUUGCAGCAGCUCUGUAGAAAUGGUGAAGACCACUGAGGGAAAAGUUCGAGUAGAGCUGAAACCACCCAGGGUUCUUGAGGCUCUGUCAGCAUCCGGGUUAAGAGCUCUGAGAUAUGCUCGUGAAAUUGAAGGGAUUGGUCAAAUUGUAGCUCUGGACAAUGAUAAAGCGUCAGUGGAAGCCUGUAGGAGAAAUAUAAAGUUCAAUGGUCCUGUCGCAAUUUCCAAGGUGGAAUCUAAUCUUGCGGAUGCUCGUGUAUAUAUGCUGACUCACCCAAAGGAGUUUGAUGUGGUUGAUCUUGAUCCUUAUGGGUCACCUUCAGUGUUUUUGGACUCUGCUGUUCAGUCAGUUGCUGAUGGUGGCAUUCUGAUGUGCACAGCAACUGAUAUGGCAGUGCUUUGUGGAGGUAAUGGCGAGGUUUGCUAUUCCAAGUAUGGUUCCUACCCAUUGAGGGGGAAAUAUUGCCAUGAAAUGGCUUUGAGGAUCUUGCUUGCUUCAAUUGAGAGCCAUGCAAAUCGAUACAAGCGGUACAUUGUUCCUGUUCUCUCAGUACAGAUGGACUUUUAUGUUAGGGUUUUUGUCCGUGUCUAUACUUCAGCCAGUGCUAUGAAGAAUACUCCUCUCAAGCUAUCUUAUGUUUACCAAUGCAUUGGAUGUGACUCUUUCCAUCUUCAACCUAUUGGAAGGACCCUUGCCAAGAAUAAAAGUGUGAAGUAUAUGCCCGGUUUUGGCCCUGCUGUUCCUCAAGAAUGUACCGACUGUGGGAAGAAAUUCAACAUGGGUGGACCUAUUUGGUCUGCUCCUAUUCAUGAUCCAGAAUGGGUAGCCUCUAUGCUUGAAGAUGUGAAAUCUAUUAAGGCCCGGUACCCUGCAUAUGAACGCAUAUCUGCUGUACUGACAACAAUCUCAGAGGAACUUCCAGAUGUCCCUCUCUUUUUGAGCUUGCACAAUCUGUGUGGAACCCUGAAGUGCACUUCCCCAUCUGCAGUCAUCUUCCGCUCUGCUGUUAUUAACGCAGGGUAUCGUAUCUCAGGAACUCAUGUCAACCCUCUGGGUUUAAAAUCCGAUGCACCAAUGGAUGUCAUUUGGGAUAUAAUGAGGUGCUGGGUUAAAAACCACCCUGUCAAAGCUCUGGCCCCUGAUCAGGCUGGAAGCGUGAUUCUUGCCAAGGAACCAGUUCUGCAAGCUAACUUUGCUCGAGCUGUUGCAUCUCUGAGCAAGGCGCAGGCCAAGAAAGUUGCUCGCUUUCUCCCGAAUCCAGAGAGGCACUGGGGCCCCAAAGUCAAGGCGGGCCGUACUAUUACCAGCAAGCACAUUUCCCUUCUGGGACCAGACGCAGUGAAUGGAUACCUCAGCCAUGAGAAUGGCGGUGAUGAAGAAGGGCCAGACGCAAAGCGUCUGAAAACUGAGAACACAGAGGAGGAAGUGAACGAUACUACCCCAGAGGUGUCAUAGUAGUCAACGAGCUGGUUGGUUGGCAGGCUCCCUCUGCCGGUAUUUAACUCUUGUUUGUGGAAAUUCGUUCCCUGCUUUUGAAAGAAAAGGAUGCCAAUUUUGAUUUACUUGGAUUGGGUUGUUCUUCGUGUAGUAUUUUGCACUUUCUGUUACUUUUGUCCUACCAUUCCUUUUCUUUUCUUUUGGUGAAUAAACUAUCUAUUUAUGUAGCAAGUUUCCUGGCUUAUCUUCAAUAAUUUGAGGAAAUGAGACAAAGAUAGGAUGUGCAAUGUAGCAUAUGAAAACGAUGGGUGCUGGAACAAUUGAAGGCGAUUCUUUCAAGAGUUCCACCGUCUGCGAUUUUUAUUAUAUUUGUUGAAAUUGAUC
Messenger RNA from Linum tenue, 2516 nucleotides. Lineage: Eukaryota; Viridiplantae; Streptophyta; Magnoliopsida; Malpighiales; Linaceae. The record is from the annotation of a GenBank genome assembly.